GCAAUGUAUUGGUUUCGUCGUGAGUGGCUGUAUUCGUGGUCGUACUACCCAGAUAUUGCCUACUACCGGCACGUCAAUUUUUUUGACAAUAGCUUUUGCGUCAGUUGAUACGCGUAGGACACGUUUUUAGAAAAUAGUUAAAAAUGGAGAAUUUAUAUCGCGUUCCCUUCAUCGUCCUCCAAGUUCCUAACUUGAGGAUAAGAAAACCAUCCUGGUUCGUGAAACCCAGUGCUAUGGUUAUGUUUGCAUUAAUACUCUUCUCAUACUUUCUUGUUACCGGAGGGAUCAUAUAUGACGUUAUCGUGGAACCUCCAGGUGUUGGCUCAACUACAGACGAGCAUGGCCACUCACGACCUGUGGCAUUUAUGCCUUAUCGAGUAAAUGGUCAGUACAUUAUGGAAGGAUUGGCCUCGAGCUUUCUCUUCACUAUGGGUGGUUUGGGAUUCAUUGUUUUGGAUCAAACGCACAGUCCAUCAACCCCCAAAUUGAAUAGGAUCCUGUUGAUAAGCAUGGGAUUCAUUUGCAUUAUCGUAUCUUUCUUCACCUGUUGGAUUUUUAUGCGUAUGAAAUUACCGGGAUAUCUUCAGUCAUAGGAUGAAACAAAUUUUUCCAAUGAUCUGCUCACACCUUUUUUUAUAUUUGGUAUAAUUUUCACAUGGAGGAACUAUGAAAUAAUAUAAAUAAACACCCAUCCAGCAUG
Molecule: messenger RNA, 700 nt
Organism: Athalia rosae (coleseed sawfly)
Lineage: Eukaryota; Metazoa; Arthropoda; Insecta; Hymenoptera; Athaliidae
Product: oligosaccharyltransferase complex subunit ostc
Exons: 4
Coding region: 144-593 (149 amino acids)
Cellular component (GO): oligosaccharyltransferase complex
Source: RefSeq, a predicted model, not a curated record